This is a messenger RNA of Ricinus communis (castor bean), 1745 nucleotides long. RefSeq names its product fructose-1,6-bisphosphatase class 1. The record is from RefSeq and is a predicted model, not a curated record. Gene Ontology annotation, cellular component: cytosol; cytoplasm. NCBI's taxonomy places the organism in Eukaryota, Viridiplantae, Streptophyta, Magnoliopsida, Malpighiales, Euphorbiaceae. Gene Ontology annotation, biological process: sucrose biosynthetic process; fructose 6-phosphate metabolic process; fructose metabolic process. The coding region runs from base 229 to 1440 and encodes 403 amino acids. The transcript is spliced from 3 exons. Gene Ontology annotation, molecular function: fructose 1,6-bisphosphate 1-phosphatase activity.
UCACUCGCAGAAACUAUUCUCGUGUGCUGAUUCCUCUACCAGACUGAUUUUGACUUCAUUUCUUCCAUUUUUUGUUCAUUAUCCGCUUAAUUUCUUAACCGAGAAAUCUGAACGUCUGAUGAUUCACCCUUACAAAACCCAAAAAAGAACUACUUGCUGAUAAUUUUCAAUGCUAUCACUUGCCACUACCUAUCUAAUCAACUCUAAUAAGCUAAAUAUAUAAUUAAUAUGCAAUCAUCUACAAUUCCCAUAUACUCAGCUUCACUUUAUCCACUAAAAUUCCAUUCAUUACCCCCAGAAUUCAAUCUUUUUCCCUCAAAAAGUUCAGUUCCUCUUGGAAGCUGUUGCUAUUCCAGGCCUAAAAUGGCUUCUCUAGGUGGGUUUAGUGUAAAAUCUCAAAUGAGUACUUCUGCAAGUGUUGAUGAUAAUGGGUUUUGUACGUUGAUAGAUUAUAUGGGUAAAGGAGGAAUUGACGUGGGUGAUGAUUUAGUAGUGUUGUUUAGCCAUAUACAAUAUGCUUCCAAAAAGAUUGCAGCUCUUGUAGCAUCUCCUUUCAAUUCUGCUCUUGGUAAGCAAAGUAGCAUAGCUAGUGGUGCUAGUGGGUCAGACAGGGACGCACCGAAGCCACUUGAUAUUGUCUCGAAUGAAAUCAUCUUGGCUUCUCUUAGAAAUUCUGGAAAAGUGGCUGUCAUGGCCUCAGAAGAAGAUGAUGCUCCAAUAUGGAUAAAUGAUGAUGGUCCUUUUGUGGUGGUAACAGAUCCCCUUGAUGGUUCUCGUAAUAUUGAUGCAUCUAUUCCUACAGGAACAAUUUUUGGGGUAUAUAAACGCCUUGUGGAACUGGAUCAUCUACCUCAGGACGAGAAGGCUAUGCUAAAUUCUCUGCAGAGUGGAGCUAGGCUUGUAGCUGCUGGUUAUGUGCUAUAUUCAUCGGCCACAAUACUCUGCUCCACCUUUGGUUCUGGAACACAUGCAUUUACACUGGAUCGUUCAACAGGAGAUUUUAUUCUCACCCACCCAGGAAUUAAGAUUCCUUCUCGAGGUCAAAUCUAUUCUGUAAAUGAUGCACGAUAUUUUGACUGGCCGGAAGGAUUAAGGCAAUAUAUCGACACUGUUAGACAAGGAAAAGGCAGAUACCCUAAAAAGUACUCUGCCCGCUAUAUAUGUUCACUUGUAGCUGAUUUUCAUCGAACAUUGAUGUAUGGUGGAGUCGCGAUGAACCCAAGGGACCACCUUCGCCUGGUAUAUGAGGCAAAUCCUCUUAGUUUUCUUGCAGAGCAAGCUGGGGGCAGAGGUUCUGAUGGGAAGCAUAGGAUUCUCUCAAUGCAACCUGUUAAGUUACAUCAGAGACUUCCUCUAUUUCUAGGUAGUCCAGAGGAUAUAGAAGAGCUAGAGAGUUAUGGAGACGUUCAACAGAAAGUAAAUCCUGGUUAUGAAGUUUGAUGCUAUCAGUGAUCCCAAAUUACAGAGGAAUUAUGAUUGGACGUAUAACACUCACCUUCCAUAUUUCAUUGGCAGUCAAGUGCGGAAUGAAGAGUUCUGUCAUGAAAGGCUGGAAGAUGAUGUGGGAUGUCUUGCUCCUUUGUGCCUUUACUCAUAAUAUCAUGUAAAAAAAAUGAUUCUUCCGAAUGUGACAUGAGUACCUCCCCGAUCUAGCGAUUCAAUCCCUGUAAACAUGUUCUCCUUGUUGAUAAUAUCAUUUCCAAAAUAUCAGUUACAGUACCAGCAAAAUCAUGUUUUCAUUGCUA